This is a messenger RNA of Caenorhabditis sp. 36 PRJEB53466, 1359 nucleotides long. The record is from the annotation of a GenBank genome assembly. Lineage: Eukaryota; Metazoa; Nematoda; Chromadorea; Rhabditida; Rhabditidae.
AUGGCCGUGCAAGGCUCCGAUUGGAACAGGCCAAAGAGAAAGUGCGUUUGACCUAGAAUGUAGUAGUUCAAGUAUUUAUUUUAGACGGAAAACCAUCGAUGUGACAUAUGACGUGGCGAGGCCAACAUUAAAAGUUACAAAAAUAACCGGAAAGCAUCUGGAAUGUAUGGGAAUCCCAGUGAAAGGAGGAUAUGAGUUGUAUCCGGAAGAAGCCGUUUACCUUCUAGAGGCAAGUGUACAUUAUCACAGCAUUCAAGUGACAAGAAAGAAUAAUUUAAGACAGGAUCAGCUGCAAUUUCUACGGUGUCUGGCAAAGAGCUGAGUGUUCUGGAAGCCUACUCGAUUCUGGAGAACAACUCAGUUCCGAUGUACAAGUACGAAGCCUACAAACACGUAAAAAGGACUGGAUUAGUUAUUCUUCGACCUAGGUUCGGAAGAACUAACUCAGGCUUUGCUAAAAUGGAACUUCUGUAGGAAAAGUACGAUUGAUUUUGAACGGUUCAAGCGGACGGAGAAAUUGAGCAGAGAGGAAAUGGUUCGGAAGAGUUUUGAAACGGUUAUGAAUUUGAACAAUGUUCCGACUGAACAGUUAUGCGAUCCUGAAUCUUUUCCAAGUUUUGUGACUCAAUCCGGAAGUGUUUUUAUAAAAAUGAAAGGUUGUUGGCAAUUUGUUGAGUUUAGGAUAACUAACUUCUUAAGCUCCUUUCCAGUGCUCCACUCUGAUCAAAAUCUUGUCAACUUCCUUCCUUCAGAAAUAAUUCAGAAUUUCUCAACAGAAGAAGCUUUGCAACGUAUUCCAGUCAGUUUUUUUUUAAGCAGCUAUGUACAUCAAAAGCGAAUUUCUCAGGCGCCGACGACGAAUUCAAAACGGAGAAAGUCCUGCCGCCCGAUUUAUUGGCCUCUUCUGAAAACGAAGCAUGUCAGCAACUGGUCGCAGUUCAAUUUCGAAUGGGAAAAGAUGAGACAAAGCUUGAUUGUGAAACGGUUUCGACGGUAAUCAAACUAAUCAUUGCACUCGAAAUAAUAUAAUUUUUUCAGAAUUCAAGCCCCACCACACGAACAACUCCGUCGGCAGCAGAUCACCACUGAACCCGUUGACUUCCAUAUUUUCUCUCCCGCCGCAUUCUCACAUCGUCUUCCCGCACGGCCUUUAUUCUCGCUCAUUUGCCAUCGGUACAACAGAUAUUUAGACAAACUUACAGAUAUGAACUAUUCAGAGUCAAUGGGCCCUGUCUGAAUGUUUCCAAACUUUCCAAGUUGCGCAAUGUUGUGUUGGCAGUGGAGGAAUCCGGAAAAGUGAAUUUCUUAUCUAUCAGUGGAGGACCAAUUGAUCUCAAUUUCUACUUACAAGCUCUUUAA